CUUAUAUUUUAUAAAUUGAAGUGUCAAUAUUCCUAAUUUCAGGCUGGAUUCGUAUUCGUAUUCAAGCAUAGUAUUUAGUAUUGUAUCAUUUCGUACAGUCAAUAAAAACUAUUACUCGAGACUAUCUGAUUUGUCCUGUUGAAAUAAAUUCAAAGGAAAUAUAAUGAAUAAAGUCCCAAUAUCUUCAGAAUUUGAAAGCGAUGGUGAUAAUAGGUGGAUAAGCAUUCACAAUCGUUUUCUUUCUGAGACCAGAGAGAAAGAUCCCGAUGUAAUAUUCAUUGGAGAUUCGAUAAUUCAAGCUUUACAACAUACUGACGUUUGGAAUGAGUUUUUUGCCCCAUUACAUUGCCUUAACUUUGGAAUACAUGGAGAUACAAUUGAGAAAGUUUUAUGGCGAAUUACUCAUGGGGAGCUGGAUCAUGUGAAACCUAGGGUAAUUGUUCUUCAUGUAGGAACAAACGAUCAUUCACUUACAGCAGAGGGCAUUCGAUAUGGAAUCCUGGAUAUAAUAUGUGAAAUUAAGCAAAAACAUUCAGAUGUUUAUAUUGUUGUUCCGACAUUACUUCCGAGAGGUCAACAUCCUAAUCCAGUGAGAGAGAAAUUGGCUAAGGUGAAUGAACUACUUAAAUCAAGUCUUAAUGGCAGAUCGAAGGUACAGUUGGUUGAAAUUGAUAAAGGAUUCAUCCAGCCCGAUGGUACAAUCAGUCAUCAUGAUAUGCACGAUUAUUUGCUCCUCACCAAUUCUGGUAGCAAGAAAGCUUUUGAACCAGUUUAUGAAUUAUUGGUCCAAUUACUAAACGAGAGCGAAAUAGAAAAAGAUCUCACACCGUCAGAAUAAAAAAGGGGCAUAUUUGUUGAAUUAUCUUACCAAAGGGUAUUUAGAAACCCAAGUUGAUUAUUAUAACUUCUCAAAAUGAUCUCAUAAUUCUCAUGAUUGAGAGAAGUAUGACAGAACAAUUUUAUUUAUACCUAUACAAAUUUGGAUUGAUGUAAUUUUCUGAGAAGAAUUCAUUAUUUGGUUUCCUUAAAUUACUGUAAAAAUUCUGCUCUUUCGAUUCUAUUUUGUGUGGAGAUAAUAUAGAGUUGAAUCUACUUAUUUUAUUACUUCAGUCAAAAGGAAACUAGAUGAAAAGAUUUGUGAAAAAAUGUUCCUUAUUAAUGUUUUGGGUUUCACCACUUCAGGCAUUGUCACUUUUACCCCUCUUUGUAUUUAUUGAAUUAUUUCAUUGGUUUUCUAAGCUAUAUAUAGAAAUUUGAAUAUGUGUACCUGUGAUAUAUCUGGUCUCUUUAUUUUUAGAGGACUUGAUGAACAUAUUUUUUUAUUUCCAUAUGGUAAAAUGAAACUUGAAUCAAUAUAAUUCUAUUUUGUGAAGUUAUAGAUAUGAAUACUUGAUUAUAUUUAUUUUGAGUGAUAUGCUGCGAACCAAAUUUUACAUGGCAAACUAUUUUUUGACCAAUGUGAAGACAAUGUGAAUUCGUUAGAGUUGUAUGAUUUUGAGGUUCAUGUGAUAAAUAAGACUUCAUUGAAGAUACUUAACUGACAUUAUUAUAUUUACUAUUAGUGCUUACAUUCCACAUUAAUCGUGAAUUUAAUUUGAUAGGUUAACUUUUAUUUUGUUGAUAGGUAGCUAUAAGGGUUCAAAUGAAAAAUGUAUUGAUUUAUUUCACAAGCUUACAAACUGAAGCUGAGUAGGAGCUGAACACAGAGGUACAUACGAUUCCAUAAUCUCAAUUUGAAAAGGAGUGAACAUUCGUAGUUUAAUGUUGUGAAUAAUAUUGCCGAAAGAUCUUGAUUUUUGUUUAUAGCAAGAAUGAGAAGUUCUACGGUUCAGUCUGGUAAAACAGUUUUCAUUGAAGUAUAAUAUAUAUAUUACUACUAACUAUGGAAUCGACUGAACCCAACUAUUCAAAAUGCUUUUUGUUAGCUGAAAAGUUUCUCAGUACUUUGGUAUGUAUAUGUUAAACAUAUGUAUGAAUUUUUAAGUUUGUUCUUUUCCAAAUGAUUUUUGCUCAUUGUAAAAGCUAGAUAUGUCAAAUGAAUAAAGUUUGUAAUUUUCAUAUUUCUAAA
Molecule: messenger RNA, 2068 nt
Organism: Leptinotarsa decemlineata (Colorado potato beetle)
Lineage: Eukaryota; Metazoa; Arthropoda; Insecta; Coleoptera; Chrysomelidae
Gene: Paf-AHalpha
Product: Platelet-activating factor acetylhydrolase alpha
Source: RefSeq, a predicted model, not a curated record